GAAUGCUGUCUGUUGUUGGUGUUCACAGCCUGGCCAGCAGCCUGUGGGGAUACGUGGACACUACAAUAAGGUAAGGAACCGAGUCAUCCAGCUCAAACUUUGCACAAACCUGCUCCUUCACUGCUUCCAAAGUGACCUGCCCAGAAUGUUCAGAUGCCUCACAGUCCUCCAGGUGGUGCUGGAUCCCCAACUGGUUACCAUCAUGGUGUCCCACGUCUACGAACCAGCUGCAGAUUGCAGAGGACAGCAUGCUGCGAUGUGUCAACAGUGCUUUUACCAAACAGUUCAUCCCCAUCUCCAGUGGCAAUCUGCUUUGGACGCUUACCUUUUGCAGUGAGGGUGUUAAAGAUAAAACCCCCAUGGUUCUGCUGCAUGGAUUUGGAGGUGGUGUUGGUCUUUGGGCUCAGAACCUGGAUGCUCUCUCCCAGCGUCGGCCCGUCUUCGCUCUGGACCUGCUGGGCUUUGGCCAGAGCACCAGACCUCUAUUCUACACAGAGGCCCAGGGAGCAGAGGAUCAGUUUGUGGAGUCUAUUGAACAGUGGAGGACUAAAAUGGGUCUGGAGUCCAUGAUACUGCUUGGCCACAACUUGGGAGGAUACGUGGCUGUGUCAUAUUCUAUUAGAUAUCCAGGCAGAGUAAAGCACAUCAUCCUGGUGGAGCCCUGGGGUUUCCCUGAGCGUCCAGACACAGUAGAACCUGACCGCCCUAUCCCUGUGUGGAUCAAAGCCCUUGGCGCCAUAUUCAGGCCCUUCAACCCCUUGGCUGGCCUACGGCUGGUAGGACCACUGGGUCCCACUCUGGUCCAGACCUUGAGACCCGACUUCAAGAAGAAGUUUUCCUCCAUGUUCAGUGACAACACCGUGUCACAGUACAUCUACCACCUCAACGUGCAAACCCCCAGUGGAGAAACAGCUUUUAAGAACAUGACCGGUCCCUGUGGCUGGGCAAAGAGGCCAAUGCUGCAUAGGAUGGACCGGCUGCAUCCUGACAUCCCCAUCACCAUCAUCUACGGCUCUCGCUCCAGCAUAGACAGCAACUCAGGCAGCGCCAUCAAAGACAUGAGACCACACUCUCAUGUGGAGAUCAUAACAAUCCGUGGAGCUGGACACUACGUGUACGCUGACCAGGCUGAAGACUUCAACAAUAGAGUUUUACAAGCGUGUGAUAAAGUUGACUGAUAGCAGAGAUGAACUUGGUUAUUGAACUCUGAAGACAAAGGGGAGCACAAAUAACAGACAUCACCGAAUCAGCUGCUGUGGAAACUCAGGAGUGUUUGUACAUAAAAACAUCCUCAAAUGAGCAGUGAUCUGAGUUUAACUUACACAUCAAGACGCUGAAGUGUGACGAAUACAGGCUCUGCGUUAACAUAAUUGAGCAAGUCCACUGUUUAAUGCUAUUUAUCAGAAUCUUUGAAUAAUGCCCAUGGGAAUGUGCCACGUGCCUCUUUUGCAUUCCACUGUGAAGCACCAAGAUAAUUAGUAUGAUAGCUUCUUGGUCAGUUAAGUGAAGAAUUAGUUACACACUAUCCCCAGAACUGCCUCACUCAAAUGCAGUAAAGGAGGCAUUUUGAAAACCAGAUAUUCUGCUGAACACAACCACAAAGCCUUAGUGUUAGGUCAAUGUACAUUACUUUUAUUUUAUAGCUGGUGUGGUCAUCUGAUCCAAACAUGCAAAAAAAAAAAAAAAAGAUUCUAAAACAGUUUAUUUUUUCAUAAUAUAAAAAAAUAUUCCAAAGUAAAUGUGUAUAAUAGUUUUGUACAUUGUGGUAAAAUAAAUACAGUUAUAUUUCAUAUGUAGGAGACUCAUUUUAUAAAGUAAUAAAAAUAAAUAAUUUAGUUACAUAUCAGACUGAAACACUGUCGGUGUUCUAAAAGCUCAGUUACAGAGGCAUGAAUUCAAUGUUUCCUGUUCUGAGCUGUGGUUUGUGGUUAGUCCACAUGAUUCCAUAGGAAGUAACCUCUUCAUAAUACAGUACACUGCAUCGGCACCAGGAGGAGACUGUAUAUUAUUCUGAUACCAGUAACAACGUGCUCUGUAGCGCCUCUGUGCAUGUGUAUGGGGCUUUGUUUUGAACUCAGAUGUUUGUUUCAGUUGUGUUAAUCAUGAAUACCACUGGAAAUGUUGUUGUACCCUCUGAGGCUGGUGUACAAUCUUUGCCUUUAUUUUUCUCUGGCUCACAGACCAAAUACAGUAUGCUUGUGUGACAGCAUAGAGAGGCCAUAGAUUUUCUACUGAGCUGUAGUGGUCCAAACAGUACUAUUGCAACAAUGGCAAUGUAUUUGCAUAUAUUUAAAGGUUGGUUUUUCUGAGCAGAUUUUUUUUCCCCUAAACACUCAAUGCAGAUUAGGUCUUAUAUUUAUAAUUUUGAUACAUUUGAGUAAAAACUAUAAGUUGUUUCUUUUUGCUGAAUUCUACUGGAACCCCAAAUGCCUUUUAAUCAGGAGGAAAUCAAGCCAGUUCUGACAUGAUGUUACAAACAGCUGUCUGUACUGUGUCAUCCACUUUGCUCACUCAAACGUCUCUGAUCAGAAUCCUCUUACUCCACACCAGCCACCAUAAUAUGUUGUGGAAAUUAUGAGCAAUGGUGAUUGACAUGUUUAACCUCUCAGGCGAUGUAGACUCCACAGUCCUAGGCUCUGAUUGGUGGAUAUUUGUACCUGCUGCUUGAGACGAGGAGUGUAGGCAAGACUGUAAUCUGCAAAAAAAAAUCAUUUUGUGAGAAAAAAAUAAAUGUAAUUCUUUGUCUAUUAAUGCUAUAUAUUCUAUAUAAUUCUAUAGUCAAUGUUGCGACUAAUUAAAAAUUCUGACUUUAGCAAAUUAAUUCAAGAACAUAGCACAUAUCAGAUUACUGUUAAAACCAAUAAGCAUUUUGAUAAUAAUGUUUAUUUGGUAAAGUCCUUUAUAAACACAAAUAUUAGACAAAUUGAAUAAAUGACGCAAAAUUUAAGAAAUAUUUCAUGUUCUGAUGUCCAUAAUCUGUGGCGCUAGAAAUGUCAGUGUGAUGGUUAGUUUUGUUUGAAGUAAACCAAAAACACACCCGCAGCUUCCAGUAAUAGCAGAAGGCAAACUGAGUGUGUGGAGUUUUAUAGGCAGGGCAGGUCUACCAAAAGAUGCAGGCAAGUUGCAUUAUGGCAUGUGUAGAAUCCAGCAUUUUUGGAGACUGACUACAUAUUACAAGCUGCUCUGAAUUUCCCUGCAUUCCUUUUUACACCUGUCUUUCACAGGUCCCCUUAUUUCAUUAAGGUGCAAUACUAAAUCCCUGUAGUGUCCCUUAAUGCCAGCAACUGCAGAUUCAAUGUAAAUUUAAAUCAUUUGCAUUUACAGAAUCACAAGACUCUUAUUCUUCUGUGCCUCAUAGUGCCUGUUUAGAAAGACUAUAUUUAGGCCGAGGAAGUUUUUGGAAUGGAUCCUAAUUUAAAUGCUCUAAUGUUAUCCUUGUCUAUAAUAUGAAGGGCAGAGACUGAAAGUUUAAAGAGACCUUAAGAGCAAAGUAAUGUGGAUGUUUCUUGGAGAACAUUUUUUUUUCUUUUUUCUCACUUUACACCAUUGUAAACAUGUAAAAGAAUCUUUUUUUUUGUCUCAACUGUUUUGCCUCCAACAAUCUGUCCCUAUUUUAACUGUACAGAAGAUGUAAACCCAAAUAAAAUGUUUGCCAUAGUAUGA
This is a messenger RNA of Amphiprion ocellaris (clown anemonefish), 3663 nucleotides long. It is a transcript of the gene abhd5a, whose product is annotated as abhydrolase domain containing 5a. The transcript has 8 exons. NCBI's taxonomy places the organism in Eukaryota, Metazoa, Chordata, Actinopteri, Pomacentridae. The record is from RefSeq and is a predicted model, not a curated record. Bases 249 to 1178 code for a protein of 309 amino acids. Gene Ontology annotation, biological process: negative regulation of triglyceride storage; positive regulation of triglyceride catabolic process. Gene Ontology annotation, cellular component: lipid droplet.